Messenger RNA from Cercospora beticola, 1623 nucleotides. RefSeq names its product alpha/beta hydrolase family protein. The record is from RefSeq and is a predicted model, not a curated record. Lineage: Eukaryota; Fungi; Ascomycota; Dothideomycetes; Mycosphaerellales; Mycosphaerellaceae.
GCUUUCUUCAUAGCUGAAGGAGGCCCGUUCAAAUCUCUGACACUUUCUCUCCAACUAACACCCCAUCACCUCUCUCAAAGCUCUUUUCUCUGUCAUACCAUAGCCUCAGCCAACUAAUCCCCUCCGACCUCUACACUCUUCUUCAUCAUGACAGACCCCCGCACAGGCAGCGCCUGGAUCCUCCCCGCCGAAAAACUAAACUCAAUUUACCCUCACCUGGGCAGCAUCUCCAACCUCUGGCACAAAAAAUGGUCCUUUCCCGCCAGUAAAUCCCUCUAUCCCUUCCACGAUGGCCUUUACGAAGACUUCGCUCCGAUUUUCGAAUCUCUGAUCUCAAAGGGAAUCCACGAUGGCUACACAGACGCAUACACUCGCGAAUUCGUCCCGACGGCUGAGAGAUUAGUCGCCGAAGCAGAUGAGAAAUUAGAGAAAGGAGAAGACAAGGAAGAAGUGAUUAAGGUCUACCUUCGCGCGUGUGCGGUAUACCGGAUAGCGAGAUUCCCGUACAUCAAUUCAGAUUUGAAGAGGGAUGUUUAUGCGGCGCAGAAGAAGGCAUAUUUGAAAGCUGCGGCGUUGUUUGAGGUUCCGAUCGAAGAUGUUGAAAUUGAGCAUACAGCGGGGAUCGCAGGUCAAGAUGAGGGAGAUAAAGUGCCAUUGUACGUUCGCGUGCCGAAGGAUGCGAGCAACGAGAAGCCAGCUCCAGUGGUAUUGUUGAUGUGUGGGUUGGACGGACAUCGCCCAGACAAUACUGUACGAAGCGAUGAGUUCUUGAAGAGAGGGUGGGCGAGCGUUAUUGCCGACAUCCCUGGUACGGCCGACUGUCCUGCGCUGCGCUCUGAUCCAACAAGUGCCGAUCGUCUGUGGACCUCCAUCCUGGACUGGAUCUCCACGCAACCUCACCUCAAUUCUCGUAAAGUUCUUGUCUGGGGCCUUUCGGCGGGUGGCUACAACGCCACUCGUGUGGCACAUACUCACGCGUCCCGCAUCAUAGGCUCCGUAGCCCAAGGAGCCGGAACACAUCACUUCUUCAGUCGAGCUUGGUUAGAGAAGGCCGCCAACCACGAAUAUCCUUGGACAGCUCUGCCUGCACUGCGUGAGAAGUUUGGAUACGAAACUGAAGAUGCGAUGUUGGACCACGCACAACAAGAGUGGAGCUUGCUGGACAACAAGAUUGUCGAGAUGCAGAGCUGCAGACUGCUGAUGGUAAACGGAACGCAUGACGGGCUGAUGCCAAUUGAGGAUAGCAUGUUGAUGAUGGAGUACGGAAGGCCAAAAGAAGGAAGGUUUUUCACUGGACUGCUACACAUGGGAUAUCCGCCUGCGAACGGCAGCGUGUACCCGUGGAUGGGAGAGGUGAUGAAUAGUGUGCAAUCGUAGACAACAAGAAAUUGACUUUCGGAUCGAAGCCCGCGACCGGGCCGCUUUCUGCGGAUGAAUGCUUGAGCUCGAAGCGUGGCGCUCUGUGAGUCGAAUGCUAUUGCAGCGGCUCCAAAGCAGUAUUCCACGCACAUGUGUGUGCUUCCGACUGGUCUUCGUGGGAUGCGAAUCACAUGCUGACACCACCACGCAUCCUGACCUCGGCUUGCCACGUUGCUUAGUGUUAUGCACAGUCUGCGACACUGC